This is a messenger RNA of Saccharomycodes ludwigii, 1122 nucleotides long. RefSeq lists its product as uncharacterized. Bases 1 to 1122 code for a protein of 373 amino acids. NCBI's taxonomy places the organism in Eukaryota, Fungi, Ascomycota, Saccharomycetes, Saccharomycodales, Saccharomycodaceae. The transcript has a single exon. Gene Ontology annotation, cellular component: ribonucleoprotein complex; nucleus; cytoplasm. Gene Ontology annotation, molecular function: mRNA binding. The record is from RefSeq and is a predicted model, not a curated record.
AUGUCUGCAAUUGAACAAAAACAAGCAACAGAAUCACCUAAAGAAACUACACCUGAAGAUGUUACUUCUACUACUUUCGUUGAAGACUUAGAUCCAGAAACCACUAUUUUCAUUGGAAAUGUUUCUCCAGAAUGUACUGAAGAAGAUUUAAAAGAAAUUUUUAAAGAAGAAUUUGGUGAUGACGUUGAGGUUGAUAUCCCAGCAAGAAAAUAUGAAACCUCCAACACUGAUGACGCUACUCCCUCAACUUACCAUAAGAGGCCAAGAUAUGCUUUUGUUAAAUUUCCAUCCCAGAUUGAUUUUGAUGACAUAAUUUCUAAGUAUGAUAAAAAGGUUGUCAAAGACAUGGGUAUUUUUAUUAGAAAAGCCUUAACGAAAGAAGAAAGAUAUAAGUUUAAACAACAAAACUCACAUUUUCGCUUUAACAAUAGGGGAAAUUAUCACUACAAUAAUAACCAUCAUUAUAAUAAUGGCUAUGAAAGAAGAGGUGGCUACAAUAAUAGCAGAGGUGGCUACAAUAAUAAUAGAGGUGGCUAUAAUAAUAGUAGAGGAGGUUACAAUAACAGAGGAGAAUACAAUAACAGAGGAGACUACAAUAACAGAGGAGACUACAAUAACCAUAGGGGUGGCAGAUUUCAAUACAAUAAUAAUCAUCACAGAAAUGUUGUUCCAGCCCCUCCAAAAAAGGAAAAGGCACCAUUGGAUCAAAUGGAAAGAAGUAAGGACACUUUGUUUAUUAAUAAUAUUCCAUACUCUACCACUAAGGAUGAAGUUGCUAAGUUCUUUGGCACAACAUUUGAUUUAGUUGUUUUGCCAUUGAGAAGAAUGAGAAAUACCACCACUGGCAAAUUCUUUUAUUCAUCUAGAAUGAACCGAGGUAUUGCAUUUGUAACUUUUGCUGAUUGCCAAGAUAUUUCAGAAAAGUGUAAAGAAUUUAAUAAUAAGACAUUUGGAGGUAGAGAUAUUGUUGUUGAUGUUGCUGUUAUCAGAUCUUAUGAUGAAGAACAAGAGGGUGGGGAAAACGCCGAGAAAGAGGAAAAGAAUGUUGACGAAGACAAAGAGAAGAAUGUUGAGGAAGGAAAAAAGGAUGUCGAGAAGGGGGAAGAAAAUACUGAGGAAUGA